This is a messenger RNA of Pedinophyceae sp. YPF-701, 2961 nucleotides long. The record is from the annotation of a GenBank genome assembly. NCBI's taxonomy places the organism in Eukaryota, Viridiplantae, Chlorophyta, Pedinophyceae.
AUGGUAGCAAAGACGGCGGGCAUGUCCGUGGGGGAAAUCUUCAACCAGGCGCAGCGCAGCCGCGUCUCGCACGCCAAGUGGGCCGGUGCGCUGGCGAGCAAGCGCGCUGAGGACUCCGAGGCCUUCGAGGAGACCUUCUUCACCUGCCUGCAGCACGUCCUCCUCGUGUUCAAGAAGGAGCCCAACGUGGAGCGCGUGGUCCGCUUCGUCGCGGAAUUCGCCGCCGCUGCGGGAGAGGGCGACGAGGAGGCGAGCGCGUUCCUCGGAAACCUCCUCGAGCGCCUCGUGGACUACAGCGACUGCAGCAACAAGGCGGUGCGGUACCGCUCGUGCCAGAUCAUCGCCGAAACGCUCCAGUCCCUCAGCGAGGACGCAGACGUCAGCGAGGACACCGUCGAGGCCGUCGAGCAGGCCAUGGUCGUCCGCCUCCGCGACAAGAUCCCGCAAGUCCGCGCGAUGGCCGUCCGCGCCCUCCACCGCCUGCUCGACGCCGGCGACGACGACACCUAUGCCGACUGCUCACUCCUCCCCCGCCUCGUGGACCUGCUCUCGACGGAGCGCACCGCGGCGGUGCGCAAGGAGAUCGUCGCGAACCUCCCGCUGUGCGAGGCCACGGUGCAGCCGCUCGUCGCGCGCACGCUCGACGUCUCCGAGGACGUGCGGGCGUCCGUGUACCACGUGCUGGCGUGUGCUAGCAACGGGUCGAUGUGGGGGCUCUCGAUCGCGGACCGCGCGCUGCUGCUGCGACGGGGCCUCGCGGACCGCUCGCGCGGCGUGCAGACGCGCGCGGCGGAGAUGCUGCUCGCGUGGCUGUCGGAGGAGGGCGGGUGCGGGGGGGAUGUGUUGAAGCUGAUGUCAGCGCUCGACGUGGAGACGCACGAGGCGGACGUGGUCGCGGCGCUGCAGAUCCUGCUGCUGACGGGCAACGUGAGCGCCGCGGAGCUCGCGCGCGGCGCCCGCGACGCCCGCGCCGGGCUGCACACCCCCCCGGACGCGGGCGCGCCGCUCACCCCCGAAGAGGCGCUCCUGUGGCGCGUGGUGUGCGAGCAGCUCGCGCAGGACGCGAACGCGCACGGCCGCGCCGCGAUGAACGCCCUCGGCCAGGCCGCCAACGUCGAGGCCGCCACCGCCGGCGACCACGCCGCCGCGCUCGAGGCCGCGCUGCCCGACACCACCGAGCAGCUCGUGGCGCUGUGCGGGCGCCACGCCGAGGCCGGGCCCGCCCACCGCUUCGCCGCGCGGCAGCUCCUGCUCGUCGCCGCGCGCUGCACGGACCUCGCGGACUCGCUCGGGCGCGCCGCAGCGUGCCAGCUGGUGUCGGAGCUCCUGCGGCGGGCCCCCGCGGAGGGCGCGACGCCCGAGGGGGAGACGGGCGCGGAGGUCGCGGCGUGGGGCGACGCCGUCGUCGAGCUCGCGGCCAGCGCGUUCGUGGGCGACGAGGAGGCGGGCACUGUGUUUUUGGGGGCGCUGGCGCACAUGAGCAAGUGCUGGAACAUGGAGGACGCCGCGUGCCGCGUGCGCGCGCUGACCGUCGGGCAGCUGAUGCUCCGGCGGCUGUCGAGCGUCCGCGGCGCGCUGGACAUGACUGUGGACGGCAUGACGCUGCCGCUGGUCGUCGACACGCUCGUCGCGCGGUGCUGCGAGGAGGGCGAGCACCCCGCGGCGCGCGCGGCGGCGGUCCGGUGCCUCGGCAGCUACCUGAUGCUCGACAGGCCCGGGGCCGCGUCGCGCGGCCACGUGGCGUGCCUGCUGGCGGCAAUGGCCGCGGAGGACGUUGCCGUGGCCGCCGACGCCACGCGGGCCCUGUGCGACGUCGCGCUGGUGUGGGGCCCGCGCUGCCUCGACGCGUUCCUGCCCGCGGCCGCCGCGGAGGGCGCCGGGGCCGACACGGCGUUGCAGAGGCUCCUGGCGCAGGUGGCCGCGGCGGGGGAGGCGCUGGAGAGCGCGGCAGCGGCGGGGAAGAAGGCCGCGCGGAGCCGGUCCGCGAAGACGAAGGAGCUGCUGGAGGCGGAGAGGGCGGGCUGGGCCAGCAGGGCGGCCGCGGCGGGGGUUGCGGCGGAGGGCGUUGCCAAGCUGCUCGCUCACAACCACCUGCUGGCGAACGGGCGGACGUCCGCGGGGGCACCGGCGGGGAUGGACCCCGCGGAGGCUGCGGCCGCGGCCGCGCAGCUGCUGACCGCCUACGCGGACCCAGCGACCGAGGAGGCCCCCGACAUGCGACAGAUGCUCGCGACGGCGCUGGAGGCGGUCGCCGCGAUGCCCGAGGGCGGCGGGCGGCAGACCAUCGCGGACGCGCUGCUGCCCGCGGCCCGCCGCGCCCUGCAGCACGUGACCGGGACGGGGAGGUCCGCCAAGACGACAGCUCCGCAGGUCCUGAGCUUCGGCCUGCACCUGCUGACGGUCGGAGGCGAGAACGGUGCGAGCGUGGAGUGGGGCGUGCUGCUGGAGCGGCUCGGCGCCGAGGCGGUGCGGUGCCACGGCAGCGGCGGCAGCAUCGGCAAGACAUACGUCGGCGCUCUGUGUAGGUGCCUUGGGACGCUCCCGGUGCCCACGCAGCGCGAGGCGUCCGCGGAGGAGCUGGGGAACCUGCGUGCGAUCGCCGAGCACCUGGUCCGCGCGGUGAAGGACGCGGCGGCGGUGAAGGACGUGCGUGCGUUUGCGGAGCGCGUCGGUGCCGCGGCGGACGCGGAGGAGGACGGCGGCGAGGUCGGGCAGGGCGUGCUCGACGCGGUGCUCGCGCGGCACCUCAGCGACCGGACGCUGCCCGGGCUGCCGUUCGACGCGAGCGACAGCAGCAGCAGCAGCGAGGAGGAGGGCGGGGCGGCGAGGCGCGCUCGUGGGGGCCGCACGACGCGUGCCGCGGCGCCGCGAGGAGCGAAGAAGGGCGCACGGGCUAGUGAGGACGAGGACGAGGGCGAGGAGUCGGAGACCGAGGACGGGUCUGGCAUGGAGACGGAGUAG